AUGACAUUUAUGGAGAAUAAAUCUGAAGUGAAUGAGUUCAUCCUUGUAGGAUUAACAGAUGCCCCAGAGCUUCAGAUUCCUCUCUUCAUAAUGUUUGCCCUCAUCUACCUAACCACCCUGGUAGGGAAUGUGGGGAUAGUAACACUUAUUUCCUGGGAUUCCUGCCUCCACACACCCAUGUACUUUUUCCUCUGUAACCUCUCCCUGGUGGAUUUUGGCUACUCUUCAACUAUUAUUCCCAAGGUGAUGACUGGACUCCUCAGAGGGAACAAGAUUAUUUAUUAUAAUGGAUGUGCUACCCAGUUGUUCUUUGCUGCUGCCUUUGCAACUAUUGAAAGUUACAUCUUAGCCUUCAUGGCCUAUGAUCGUCAUGCAGCUGUGUGUAGGCCUCUACAUUAUACCACUACCAUGACUUCAAAAACGUGUGCAUAUCUGGCCAGUGGGGGUCACAUAUGGGGUUUUCUGACCUCCUCCAUCUUCAUAGGAAAUAUUUUUAGUCUUUCCUUCUGUAGGUCCAAUGUAAUCCAUCACUUUUUCUGUGAUAUUCCCCCUCUUUUAGUUCUCUCUUGCUCAGAAGUUCAUACCACUGAGUCAAUAAUCUUUAUUUUGGGAUCAUUCAAUGCUUUUUUCCCAUUUCUUGUCAUUUUUACCUCUUAUUUGUUAAUCUUUAUCACUGUCCUGAAGAUCCGUUCUGCUGAAGGCCGCCAGAAAGCUUUCUCCACUUGUGCUUCCCAUCUCACAGUAGUGUUCAUAUUUUAUGGGACAAUCAUCUUCAUGUACUUCCGACCCAGUUCAAGCCAUUCAAUGGACUCAGACAAAAUGGUGUCAGUCUUCUACACAAUGAUCAUCCCUAUGUUGAAUCCUCUUAUUUAUAGUCUGAGGAACAAAGAAGUCAAGAAUGCUUUUAGGAAAGCGGUUAGGGGACAGCAACUUCAACUCAAUCAUCCUUUUUAUUAG
Messenger RNA from Gracilinanus agilis (Agile Gracile Mouse Opossum), 957 nucleotides. RefSeq names its product olfactory receptor 5B2-like. Lineage: Eukaryota; Metazoa; Chordata; Mammalia; Didelphimorphia; Didelphidae. Gene Ontology annotation, cellular component: membrane. The transcript has a single exon. The coding region runs from base 1 to 957 and encodes 318 amino acids. The record is from RefSeq and is a predicted model, not a curated record. Gene Ontology annotation, biological process: G protein-coupled receptor signaling pathway; sensory perception of smell. Gene Ontology annotation, molecular function: G protein-coupled receptor activity; olfactory receptor activity; odorant binding.